Messenger RNA from Lolium perenne, 1975 nucleotides. Its product is annotated as AAA-ATPase At3g50940. Gene Ontology annotation, molecular function: ATP binding; ATP hydrolysis activity. NCBI's taxonomy places the organism in Eukaryota, Viridiplantae, Streptophyta, Magnoliopsida, Poales, Poaceae. The record is from RefSeq and is a predicted model, not a curated record.
UCAUGGACGGUAAAUUCAGACAGUAAUUUCACGGUCAAUAACGGUGGCCGCGCACACUGACACACCCACAUAUACACAUCGGCGAACCACGAACGAACAACACGAGUAGACACGCCGGCCGCCUGCUGCGCUACACCACCCUGCUCGGCGCCAUGGAUCCCCCGUCUGCGCUCGCGUCGCCGUCCUUGGUCAAGCUGGUGGACACGUACAAGAAGGCGGCGGCCACGGCGGCCUCGGUGACGGCGUACGCCGUGCUGGCGCGCGGCAUGGCGCGGGAGCUCCUGCCCGACGACCUGUGCGCCUUGGUCAGCUGGGGCGCCUCGCUCCUCCGCGCGCGGAUGGAGCCGCCACCCGUCGAGCGCUGCACCGUCGUCGUCAGCCGCAUCGAUGUGGACUCCUCCAACUGCGAUGACUACAACGCCUUCUACACCGACGUGCACGACUACCUGGCCACCCGGAUCGACCCACGGUCCAUGCGCCGGCUCCGCCUCAGCGGCGGCGGCGCCAGCAAGGUCAUGUCCAUGGACCGCGGCGACUCCAUGACCGACCUCUUCGAGGGCGUCCAGUUCAGGUGGGCGUCCGUCCCGGGGGAUGGCGACCACGGGGUGGACUCCCUGGAGCUCAGCUUCGACGCGGAGCACAUGGACAUGGCGCUGGGCAGGUACGUGCCCUCCAUCACCGCCGCGGCGGAGCAGGCGCGGCGGCUCAACUGCGCGCUCAGGAUCUACAUGAACGAGUCCACGUCGUGGCGCGGGAUCAGCCACCACCACCCGGCCACCUUCGACACGCUCGCCAUGGACCCGCCCACCAAGCAGGCCGUCAUCGCCGACAUCGACAGGUUCCUCAAGCGCAAGGAGUACUACCGCCGGAUCGGCAAGGCGUGGAAGCGCGGCUACCUGCUCUACGGCCCGCCAGGCACCGGCAAGUCCAGCCUGGUCGCCGCCGUCGCCAACUACCUCCGCUUCAAUCUCUACGACCUCGACCUCGCCGAGCUGCGCUGCAACUCCAUGCUCCAGAGGCUGCUCAUCGGCAUGCCCAACAAGUCCAUCCUCGUCAUCGAGGACAUCGACUGCUGCUUCACUGCCACGUCCAGGGAAGAUGGCAAGGACCGCAAGACGCCGGAGCUGCCCGAGGAUGGCUCCGACGACUGCUCAAGCACGCAGAACAUUACACUGUCGGGGCUGCUCAACUUCAUCGACGGGCUGUGGUCGACCAGCGGCGAGGAGCGCAUCAUCAUCUUCACCACCAACUACAAGGAUCGCCUCGACCCGGCGCUGCUGCGGCCAGGGCGCAUGGACAUGCACGUCUACAUGGGCUACUGCGGCUGGGAAGCAUUCAAGACGCUCGCCCGGAACUACUUCCUCGUCGACGACCACCCGCUGUUCCAGGAGAUACAGGGGCUGCUUGCCCAGGUGGAGGUGACGCCGGCCGAGGUGUCGGAGAUGCUGCUCCGGAACGAGGACGUCGACGUCGCAAUGCAGGGGCUCGUGGAGUUCCUCCUAGCGAAGAUGCAGGGGAAGGAAGAUGCAGGGAAGGCAUGAAGGGCAGUACUGCAAUCUCGUAGACCAAGAUCGAGCUAGCAAACUGAAGAAGAUCCAUGCUUUUUUUGUUAUGCAAGUGCAAUAUAUGUUGGCUGUGUUAUGUUGGCAGCUAAUUUAGACUAGUAAGUAGUGAACGAUAUGGGCUCGUUAAUUUCUCCUCUCUAUGGUAUACCAGCAUUCUCCAAAUGUUUGGACAUUCAGGGGCUUCUGGAGUUCCUCAUAGGGAAGAAGCAGGGGGAGGAAGAUGCAGGGGAGGCAAUGAAGGGGACCAACAUCGAGCUAGUAAACUGAAGAAGAUCCAUGUUUUUGGUUUUCCUGUCUUAACCGUUAGCCGCUGUUCUGCUGUUCUCUAAUUAAUUACUACACCAUAUGAUUUGGAGCUCAUUUGGACUAUGCCUUGUUAAUGGAACGAUGCCAUAGAAUUCCUUGCAAAA